Paramecium primaurelia is the source of this 1141-nucleotide messenger RNA. The record is from the annotation of a GenBank genome assembly. Lineage: Eukaryota; Ciliophora; Oligohymenophorea; Peniculida; Parameciidae.
AUGGGGAAUGAUUGCUCAAGUGCUUGUAACGUAUGCAAAAAUUCGGAAACUGUUAUAGAUGCUACUUCGUUUCCAAACGAUUUAAAAUAAUAUGAAAACUCUAAGAAUUUAGAUUAUACCAAUGCAUCCAAUUAAUAAUAAUAAUAACAAUCACUAUAAUAACAGAACUUUAGUUAAUUUUAACAUCAACCUCUCGUGACUGAAGAAGUACAUUCUCCUCAUCCAGAAUAGUUUAGAUCUAAUACAUAAUUACAAUAAUACUUCUCAUAAGCUGACAAAUAAGAAACAACUAAUUAUCAUAAUGAUUAAAAUACAUAUCCUGAAAGAAGACCACCAUUUACUUUUAGAAGUGGAGCUAUAUAUGAUGGAGAAUGGAGAGGUUAAGUAAGAGAAGGUUUUGGACUUUAAAUAUGUAAUUAUAUGAUUCUAAAAUUAGGGCCUGAUGGAGCUAGAUAUGAAGGAUAAUGGAAGGAUAAUAAAGCUUGUGGUUAAGGAAAAUUUUGGCAUGUUGAUGGAGACAUUUAUGAAGGUGAAUGGAAAGAAGAUAAGGCAAAUGGUUUUGGAGUUUAUAUACAUGUGAAUGGAGCUAAAUAUGAAGGAUAAUGGAAAGAUGAUUUAUAAGAUGGAAAUGGAGUUGAAACUUGGGCAGAUGGAUCUAAAUAUGAAGGUAGUUAUAAAGAAGGAAAAAAACAUGGAUUUGGUAAAUACAUUUGGAAUGAUGGAUCAUCAUAUGAAGGUAAUUGGAUGGAUAAUAAAAUUUGUGGAAGAGGUAUCUAUUGUUGGACUGAUGGCAGAGUAUAAUAUUUAUUAUAUUAUAAGAAAUAUGAUGGUGAAUGGUUAAAUAAUAAUAUGCAUGGUAGAGGAGUCUAUACUUGGAGAGAUGGUAGAAGAUAUGAAGGCGAAUAUUAAUAUGAUAAAAAACAUGGUUAAGGAAUCUACAUUUGGGCAGAUGGAAGAAGUAUUCAAAUAUAAUAUUAUAUAAGAAUAUGAUGGAUAAUGGGCAUAUGGAAAAUAAAGUGGUUAAGGAAAGUAUCAUCUUCCUGAUGGAACUAUUCGUCUGGGUCUAUGGGAAGAUGGUAAAAGAAUUAAAUGGCUAGAAGAAGAUUUAUCAGUGAAUAAAAGUAAUCAUUAACGUUACUGA